Molecule: messenger RNA, 684 nt
Organism: Ostrea edulis (European flat oyster)
Lineage: Eukaryota; Metazoa; Mollusca; Bivalvia; Ostreida; Ostreidae
Product: complement C1q tumor necrosis factor-related protein 3-like
Exons: 3
Coding region: 101-649 (182 amino acids)
Molecular function (GO): protein binding
Source: RefSeq, a predicted model, not a curated record
AAUGUGUUUUUGUCAAGGAAAGUAAUCUUCACCAGUUUUGUUCCUGGUUAGCUGUUUUUGCAAUAGUUUCCAACAAUACUUUUUACUAAGUACGAUAAAAAUGCACAGGGUUUUCCUUUUAUUUCUUUGUCUUACCUUGUUGUUUGCUGUUGCAUUAUCCGAGACACCCCAACAUAUCGUGAACAAGUAUAAAAACUAUCGCACGAUAUGCAGUGGACUGGGAUACAAAGACGAAUCUUGUCCAAGCAAGGGUGUUAUCGCAUUCCAAGUCAUGCUUCAGAAUCGCUUAUCAAAUCUUGGAAAGUAUCAGACUGUUAAAUUUGACACAGUGAAGCUAAAUGAAGGAUCAGGAUAUGACGUCAAAACGGGAAAAUUUACUGCUACAGAGGAUGGGGUUUACUCCUUUAGCUGGAAUAUUCUGGCUUACUCGGGAAAGACGUCUCACACUGAGAUUGUUAAGGAUGGCAAUAUCGUUGCUUAUAAUUACGCCGAUGGUAGAAUAGUAAAGAGUGGUCAUUACCUGACAAGCUCGUCCACGGUUAACAUUAAAAUGAAGAAAAAAGAACAGGUGUGGAUCAGAGCACACGACAAGCACGGGCAAUACAUACAUGGCAACUUUUGGUCAUAUUUUUCAGGCUUUAAAUUGUAGUCAUCAGAUCGAUAUUGGUAAUAAAGUUACGCACU